AUGACCCAUUCAUUUCCUAAAGUUACGAAUGAUGAGGAUACUCGUGAAUUAGAAAAUGGUGAUAAUGACCAAUUAUUUCGUUUAUUCGCUCAUGAUCCUCCUAAGAAGAUUUCCCUCGAAUCAAAGGAUAUAAAAGAUUACGAUGAAUUAGUCGAACAGAUGCGUAGGAAAAAAUUUGAAACUGUUGAAUUAAGUGAUGAUCCGGAACGUAUUGAAAAGAUAAAUUCAGUGACAAUAACAUUUGAACAAAUUAUUCAAGAAUCGAAGAUUCCUUGGGAACGUCAUAUAAUGCCACAUAAAGUAUUACAUGUUCCUUUUAAAGAGACUGAACAAAAAUUUAGAUCAAAGCGAAGGAAAAGCAAAAGGCGAAGAGAUGUCGAGAAGAAAGGGUUAGUUAAAAAACAUCAAGGUGGAAAGUGUCCCGGUUGGCCGUCAGGUGGCAAAGGAUAUUCAUAUGGGUGGAAGUUAAGUGCUGAAAUUCGUAAUGUACCUGGAAGAAAAGAUUCGAAAAUUUUUCGUGGAAGAGCAAAUUUAAAUAGAGGUAGAGUAAGUAACAUUAGUAGGCAAGAUCAUAGAGGAACGCGAAAAAAGUAA
Funneliformis geosporum is the source of this 594-nucleotide messenger RNA. The record is from the annotation of a GenBank genome assembly. Lineage: Eukaryota; Fungi; Glomeromycota; Glomeromycetes; Glomerales; Glomeraceae.